This is a messenger RNA of Ricinus communis (castor bean), 2100 nucleotides long. Its product is annotated as G-type lectin S-receptor-like serine/threonine-protein kinase SD2-5. Gene Ontology annotation, biological process: protein phosphorylation. Bases 1 to 2100 code for a protein of 699 amino acids. The transcript has a single exon. The record is from RefSeq and is a predicted model, not a curated record. Gene Ontology annotation, molecular function: ATP binding; protein serine/threonine kinase activity. NCBI's taxonomy places the organism in Eukaryota, Viridiplantae, Streptophyta, Magnoliopsida, Malpighiales, Euphorbiaceae.
AUGCCUGGUUUGUUUCUUCAGCUACUCCUACUCUUUCUUGUUAGUCCUUGCAAUAUUCUUCAAUUCACAUUUUGUAAAGACUAUGGCUCAGCCAACGUUUCAUCCUUAUGGAAAAACAACAUCUCUUCCACUUCCAUGGGAAACUGGACAUUCUCUGAUGGUUCUGUUGUUAGGCCUGUUCUUGCAACUUACUAUCAUGACCGCCCAAAUUUUGGAUUUGGAUUUUUCAGAAAUGGGACUGUCAGUGAUGGUUCUUUCUAUCUUGUGUCACUCAAAAUUCCACUCUCCUUAAAUCCAUCUUUUCGUUUUAAAGAUUAUUCCCCUGUAAUUCUUUGGUGUGCUAAUCGAGAAAGGCCGGUUGGAGAGGAAUCAACUCUUGAAUUUACUUCUGAUGGGAACUUGGUGUUGAAUGACAGUAAUGGCACUCUUGUUUGGUCAUCUAACACCUCUGGUACCUCUGUCAACGUAAUGGGCAUAUCAUAUGCAGGAAACCUGAGACUUUACAAUUCGAGAAUGGCAAUGAAAUGGCAAUCUGUUCAUGCUUCGACAAAUACAUGGCUUCCCAAACAGUUUAUGCAUUAUGGCCAAGGGUUAAGGUCCACUAUUUCAGCCACAAAUUUCUCUUCAGGCUUGUUUAAUCUCUCUGUAACUGAUAAUGGUAUUCAUGUAUUCAAUCUAUCAAAUUCUCGAAACUCUCGUCACACUAUCUUUUCAUAUAAUAAUGGUGGGCAUGCAUCAUUCAAUUUUGUCAUUGGGUCUUUGGAGUUCUCAAACAACCGUGUGAGCUACAAACCAAAUGGAGAAGCCUUCCAGUGUCUGAGACUCGAGCCAGAUGGCCGUUUCAACGCUUAUCAAUUAGUUGAUGGGUACAAAAUGACCUUGGCCUACAGUCUUCUUGGUCAAGAAGAAGGCAUUACGCCAUUGACACCUGCAGAAAAGAAGGAACACAAAUCAUCUUUGCAAAAAAAGCUAGUAAUUUAUCUUUCCCCUUCUUUGGUAUUUGGCUUCAUGUCAACUGGAAGUUGCUGUUUCUAUUUCCUGUGGAGGAGAAGAAAAAAUAUCAAGCAAAGAGGAGAAAGAUCAACAGCAGUGGGAGGAGAAGGAUAUGACGAGUCUUCAAGUGCUCAAGUACCACUUGUUCUCAACAAGUUCUCUCACAGCUUUCUUGUAUCUGCCACGCAGAAUUUUGAAGUGAAGCUUGGUAAAGGAGGAUUUGGGGAGGUGUUCCAAGGCGACAUAAACGGCAUAAAAGUUGCAGUGAAAAGCCUAUACCACGAUGUCCGGCAGCAAAGUGAAUUCAAGGCGGAGGUAAAAACACUUGGCAGCAUUCACCAUUUCAAUCUUGUGAGGCUAGUUGGGUACUGCAUUACAAACAAGAAACGACUCCUUGUGUAUGAGCACAUGUCUAAUGGAUCCUUAGAUAAAUGGAUAUUCCCAGAAAGCCAAAGACAGAGACUUCCAUGGAAAAUGAGGAGGAAGAUCAUUGUUGGCAUCGCUGAGGGACUCAAGUAUCUUCAUGUGCAUUGCAAUCCCCAUAUAAUUCACUUCGAUGUUAAACCCCAAAAUAUUCUCUUAGAUGAAGACUUCAACGUCAAGAUUGCUGAUUUUGGAUUAGCAAAACUGAUGGAAAGAGACAGAAGUCAAGUGUGGACAAGAUUGAAGGGAACUAGAGGCUAUAUAGCUCCUGAGUUGUUCAAGGGCAAAGAUAUUUCAAUGAAUGUUGAUGUUUACAGCUUUGGAAUCGUAAUACUUGAGACAAUUUGCGGACGGCAGAAUCUGGAUUCAUCAGAAAAGGAGUUUCUGAUAGAUUUAGUGCUGAAAAAAGUGGAAGAGAAUAGACUGAUGGAUUUAGUUGAUAAGCAGGCAGACAUGCAAUCAAAUUUGGAUGAAGCUGUUACAAUGUUGGAGAUGGGGAUUUGGUGCCUACAGCCUCAUGGUAGAAGGCCAUCCAUAUCUUUGGUUAUGAAAGUUCUUGAUGGUUCAAUACCUACGGGACCACUCACUGACUAUAGCUUCUUAACUAUGGAAAUUCGCUCAGAAGAACCCAAACCAGCUGCCACCACCUCUCUCAUCGCCUCAGCCUUGUCAGGACCUCGUUGA